AUGUUUGGAUGUGGGAAAUUCAAAUUCCAGCAGAGUCCUGAUGGUGAUAUCAUCGAUUGUGUUAUGAUUCAUAAACAACCUGCUUUUAAUCAUCCUUUAUUGAAAGGACAUAAACUAUUGGAUCCUCCAGAACUACCAAAAGGACAUAAUCAAACCAGUAUAUCGAGUGACAAUUUUCAAUUAUGGAGUUUAUCUGGCGAAUCAUGCCCUGACAAAACAAUUCCAAUUUUAAGAAACAUAAAUGAUGAUAUCAUGUCAAAAGCUAGCUCUCAUAAUAUAUUUAAAAGAGAAUCAAUUAAUAACGAUGUAAGAGGUAGACAUGAGUAUGUACUUGCCAAAGUGAAUGAUGAUGUGUUCUACGGAGGAAAGGCUAUCUUUAACGUGUGGGCCCCCCAUGUGGAACAGAAUGAAUUUAGUCUAGCUCAAAUGUGGGUCGCCUCAGUCUCUACAUCAGGGACAGAACAAAACCUCAACACCCUUGAAGUUGGUUGGCAGGCUGAUGCAUAUAAGACAACUGGAUGCUACAAUUUAAAAUGCUCGGGCUUUGUUCAAAUUAACAAUAAAAUUCUACUUGGAGGAACACUUACUAAAAUUUCUACAUAUAAUGGAAUACAAUUUGCUUUUACUGCAUUGGUCUGGAAGGAUUCAAAGACUAAGAAUUGGUGGCUUAGGAUUGGAACUGACAUAAUUGGGUACUGGCCAUCCUCCUUGUUUCCACUCUUAAAGAAUUAUGCAAAUAGUGUUCAUUUUGGUGGAGAAAUAGUGGAUGAUGGGCCAGCAUGGACUCACACUUCCACUCAAAUGGGUAGUGGACAUUUUGCCCACGAGGGUUUUCGAAGAGCUGCAUACAUUAGAAAACUACAAGUUGUGGAUUCUAACAACUACUUGAAUCCAGUACCGUAUCCAGAAUUUGACACAAGACACCAAAAUUGUUAUGAUAUAAAACACGGGAUUACCAAAUUGUGGGGCAAUUACUUUUACUAUGGUGGACCUGGCCGAAAUGGUCAAUGUAACAAAGGGAACAAAUAA
Molecule: messenger RNA, 1029 nt
Organism: Cicer arietinum (chickpea)
Lineage: Eukaryota; Viridiplantae; Streptophyta; Magnoliopsida; Fabales; Fabaceae
Source: RefSeq, a predicted model, not a curated record